Rhodamnia argentea is the source of this 831-nucleotide messenger RNA. RefSeq names its product nucleoside diphosphate kinase 1-like. NCBI's taxonomy places the organism in Eukaryota, Viridiplantae, Streptophyta, Magnoliopsida, Myrtales, Myrtaceae. Gene Ontology annotation, molecular function: nucleoside diphosphate kinase activity. Gene Ontology annotation, biological process: CTP biosynthetic process; UTP biosynthetic process; GTP biosynthetic process. The record is from RefSeq and is a predicted model, not a curated record. The coding region runs from base 145 to 591 and encodes 148 amino acids. The transcript is spliced from 4 exons.
GCAAAGAAGCUGGUCCAGAGUACAUGAACCUGGUAUGCAUACAACACCCUCUAAUCCCGACCCCCUUCUGCUUGCGCGACAUACAUAACAGCGAAGGGUUCUGUGCACGCUGUCUCGGUGGGUUUGGUUCAGUGAAGUGUGAAGAUGGAGCAGACUUUCAUCAUGAUCAAACCCGACGGUGUUCAGCGAGGCUUGGUGGGUGAGAUCAUCAGCACAUUUGAGAAGAAAGGUUUCUAUUUAAAAGGAAUGAAGCUGAUUAGCGUGGAGCGCCCUUUUGCUGAGAAACACUAUGAGGAUCUCUCAUCAAAACCGUUUUUUGAGGGCUUAGUCGAGUACAUAAUAUCUGGUCCUGUAGUCGCUAUGGUAUGGGAAGGUAAAAAUGUUGUUACUACAGGUCGGAAGAUCAUAGGAGCUACUAACCCGUCGGCCUCGGAUCCUGGUACUAUCCGUGGCAGUUUUGCGGUGGAGAUCGGCAGGAAUGUAAUCCACGGAAGCGAUUCUGUCGAGAGUGCUAAGAAGGAAAUUGCUCUGUGGUUCCCCAACGGGACCGUGAACUGGCAAAGCAGCCUUCAUCCUUGGAUCUACGAGUGAGGUAUUCAAAUUGGUGGAUGCUUAGUUACUACUCUGUGUUUGAUACAUGUGGACCUGUAAGCAUUAGAGGUCUGUAAACAUAUGGAGAUGAGGAUGAUAUCCAGCAGAAACAUCUGUUUCUGUUUCAUGAACAUGUACCGUGAGGUUUGUUUCACUUAGUUACCAAGAACAGUUUGUAGCAUCAGAAAAUAGUUGUGAUGUCUGGCUGGUGGCUGGUUAGCGACUCUCUGAUCGUCCCUA